ACAAAUGCCCUUCAAAGAACCACAGGCAAUCGAGCACAGCCGUCAAGUCCAUUUUUAGCGCCAUCUUGGUCGCUUCGCCGAACCAAACCUCUCGCUUCGCUUAGCCCAAGGACUCGUCCGCCAAACCAAGCCCUUGCUGAUUCGCUCCUUUUCAGUUUCGUAAAAAAUUUGGAAUUGGUCAAAGGGGAAACUAUUCUCUAUAAAUGAGGAGGAGGAGUUAUACCCCAUCACCACCUAGGGGUUAUGGCGGGAGAGGACGGAGUCCCAGCCCCAGGGGUCGCUAUGGCGGUCGUGAUAGGGAUGCUCCUACUAGCCUUCUUGUUCGUAACCUUCGCCACGAUUGUAGGCCAGAGGACCUUCGUAGACCAUUUGGGCAGUUUGGUCAUCUCAAGGACAUUUACUUGCCAAAGGAUUAUUAUACUGGAUGAUGUUAAUGGUAGUGAAGAUUGGAAGGAAGUUGGGUGUGAAUACGUUGUUGAAGAUGUCUCAAGUCUUGUAGAAUUUCAAGUCAUCUUAAAACUGACACUUGCAAGGGAACCCCGUGGUUUUGGUUUUGUGCAAUAUGUAGAUCCUGCUGAUGCUGCUGAUGCUAAAUAUCAUAUGGAUGGUCAGAUUCUUCUUGGUCGUGAGUUGACUGUUGUCUAUGCUGAGGAGAACAGGAAGAAACCAGCUGAUAUGAGGGUAAGGGAGGGAGGAAGUAGGGCUCGAUAUCAUGAUCGAAGACGGUCACCCCCGCGUUAUUCUCGCUCACCUAGAUACUCUCGAUCUCCAUCUCCACGCCGUGUGAGAUCUCGGUCCCGAAGCCAUGGUUAUUCCCCUCCCCCCAAACAAAGAUCUGUUUCACCCCGAGACAGAAGGUCCAGUCGAGAGAGGCCGUAUACGCGCUCUCCGCCCUAUAAUGGCUCAAGGAGCCACAGUCAAAGUCCAGAUAGGGGUGUGAACAGGAGCCAGAGCCAAAGGCGAAGCCCUAACCAUGAAGGAUUCUCAACGCAACCAAAUGGAGAUAGGUCUCCUAGUCAGUGAGCUACUCUGAAAUAGACUACUGUUAUGCUAGUUUUUUGUUGGAUUUUGUUUACUAUUUCCGACUAUUUUAUGUUGGUAGUUGUACCAUUCUCAUGAAUUUGAUCCAGAUUCUGGUUCCGUUCGUAGACAUUUUUUUCUCAAAAAGUUACAUCUGGUGAUACAAAAUAGUCUUUGUUACUAGAUGCUGUGCCAUGUUAAUGUUGAAACUUCAAUAGAAUGGAAGAAAUACAUUGAGAGAACCAUGGAUUUAAUUGCCA
Molecule: messenger RNA, 1280 nt
Organism: Juglans regia (Persian walnut)
Lineage: Eukaryota; Viridiplantae; Streptophyta; Magnoliopsida; Fagales; Juglandaceae
Product: serine/arginine-rich SC35-like splicing factor SCL30A
Exons: 7
Coding region: 244-1023 (259 amino acids)
Biological process (GO): mRNA splicing, via spliceosome
Cellular component (GO): cytoplasm; nuclear speck
Molecular function (GO): RNA binding
Source: RefSeq, a predicted model, not a curated record